AUGCAGCAGUUGUUCGCUCUCUUGUUCGGCCUCACGGCCCUCCUGGCCGGCUCGUUUGGCCUCGCGCCCGUAGACGAGUCUGGCAAGUUGCCGGGCAACAUCAACAUCAACAUCAACAACAACAACAACAACAACAACGGCGGGGUUGGUGGUACCGGUGUGCGGGUUGUCUACGAGGAUGCCCGUUCGUUCUGCCAUGCCGAGGGAAAGGCGCAUCACUGCCAGCCGCAGUUCACCAACCUGGCCGAGGGUCUGGUUGUGCAGGCCAGCUCGACAUGUGGCGCCGAGGGUCGUGGUGAGCGCAUCUGCCGGCGUUGGCGAGACGAGUCGAGCGAAUCGCAUGUCUUCUGUGAGACCUGCAAUGCUCGCCGGCCCGCGGAAGCGCAUGGAGCCGACAAGCUGACGGAUCGCCAUAGCGCCUCGAACCAGACCUGUUGGAUUUCUGGUCCCGUGGCUCGAGCGCCCGAUUCCAGCAGACCGGCGCCUCCGCGGCCCGGAGUCGCGCCCGGUCUCGUCAAUCUGACCAUUUCGCUGGCCAAGCGAUUUGAGGUAUUCUACAUCUCCCUGCAGCCAUGCGGACAGUUGCCCGACUCCAUCGCCGUCUACAAAUCGGCCGACUUCGGCGCCUCCUGGCAGCCAUGGCAAUACUUUUCCCGUGACUGUUAUCGCGCCUUCAAACUGCCCACCAGCAACGCGCACAACGCCCAAAUCUCCUCCACCAACAUUCAAGAGGUGCUCUGCGUCGAUUUGCCCUCGCCAACCAACUUCAAUCGUUUCGGUCAGACCACCAACGUCCUGCCCUUCAGCACCACCAUCGGUCGGCCCUCGGCGCAGCCGUGGAGUCCGGCUCUGAUCGAGUGGAUGACGGUGACGGACGUCCGCAUCAGCCUGAUCCGAUCACCUCGAGUCGAGCCCGGCCACGCCGUGUCGGGCCAAGUCGAGUCCGGACAAACGGGCCCCGGAGGACGUCAGGGCGCGCGCAUCUCGCGCCAAUCCUACGCCUCCGACACGGAGGCGGUACUCGAUCCCGAGAUCUUCCGGCUCGACGAACACGCCUCGUCUGAUGGCCAUCUGUUGCCCGGGCAUCGGAUCUCCUCGCGCCAGCUCGCCGGACUCGACACCCUCCAGCACUACCAGGCCGACUCGGCCAUCGGGAGCCCAGCAACCGUUGGCAAGGCCAGAAAUGGCGAGACGGCAGACGCGAUGGACGCCGAGUUGAACGAUGAUGUGGUACACUUCGGCUUCUCAGACCUGUCGAUUGGGGGUCGGUGCAAGUGCAACGGACACGCGAGUCGUUGCGUUCGGGAUCGUCUCGUCGAGACGACACCCGACGGACUCGAACGCGUCACAUGGGGCCAGUUGCGAUGCGAUUGUCAGCACAACACGCAGGGCGUAGAUUGUGAGGCCUGUGCUCCCGGCUACCUGGACAGCCCCUGGGCUCGAGCAACCACAGAGUCGGCACAAGAGUGUAAACGUACGUAG
Messenger RNA from Protopolystoma xenopodis, 1482 nucleotides. NCBI's taxonomy places the organism in Eukaryota, Metazoa, Platyhelminthes, Monogenea, Polystomatidea, Polystomatidae. The record is from the annotation of a GenBank genome assembly.